Penicillium malachiteum is the source of this 837-nucleotide messenger RNA. RefSeq lists its product as uncharacterized. The transcript has a single exon. Bases 1 to 837 code for a protein of 278 amino acids. The record is from RefSeq and is a predicted model, not a curated record. NCBI's taxonomy places the organism in Eukaryota, Fungi, Ascomycota, Eurotiomycetes, Eurotiales, Aspergillaceae.
AUGGUUCCCCAGGUUUUUGGGCUCCUCGCUUUGUGCGCGUUGCCCCUCACGCACGUCUCAGCUAUCCCUCUCGACCUACAGGCUGUCCUGGGAUACAAAGAAGUGUCUCCCAAUACUCCCACAGGAUUUGAACUACCCGAGGAUAUAGAAACCCUGACUCGUCCUUCAUGGUUUGAGUCAACCCUUAUGGCCCGUCGACUCCUCGCCAAGUCCUCCUCGGGAGUGAUUUCCACCGUCUUCCCAAAUCCACUCCCACCAUCAGCCCGUUCUCCUGCCUCGAUUGCCGGUCUCCCCAUCGGUCUAAGAGAAUAUAUCGCCGACUGUGAUGGAGCUCUUCCCUCGGAACUUACUCAUUCCGAUAAUGGUGACCCAACUAUUCUCGCCCUUCGCGUCGCAACCACAUUCAAGAAUAUUGGCACCGCCUCUAACUUCAGUCUUGAGCUUGACUGGUGGGAUCACAUUGACCAAGCUGGACCUGUUUACCCUGGAUUACCUCUGAGCCCUGCUGCGCUGCCUCGAGUAACUUUAUUCGGAUACCUCGAUCCUCUUCCUGGACUUUCAAACUAUAACACCGCCGAACUGGAACAGUGUUUCCUCAAAUCUCAUCCCGAUGCGAAGGUCUGGCUACCCGGUGCAUCUGGUUCACCACAUUCGAGCUUCUGGGCUCGGAUGGUAGUUACUCAAGCAUACUGGAUUGGUGGAUUCGGCGACGUGCAGCAUAUUGGCUGGAUUGAUAUUAACGAGUGGAAGGGUAUCCGACGAUAUAAGAGUGAGAAUGGGGUUGGUGAUGGACGUGGAUGGGAAGAUGUGCGACUUCCCGGGGAAGAUAAGGAGUGA